AUUGAAUAUCUACCAAGAAUAUUUUCACAAUGGAUACAAUCUUUUACUGUGGUCAUUAAGUGGUGAUCAAGGAACUAAGUGGAAAAAAGGCCAAGUCACAGUUAAUUUUACAAUGGGUCUAUCUAGGUUAAUCGUUGAAGCUGUCGUGCGUAGAUACAAAAGAAAAAUUGUAGCUCUCGACAAUCUUGCUUUUGCUCCAGGAAGCUGCAACACAAUACCAAAGGUGGCCAUUCCUAACAAUGCUUUUGAUUGUUCAAUUGGUUCAUUCUUUUCCUUUAAAAGUAACAAAUGUGAAAAAUGUCCCAUCUAUACAUAUCAACCAUAUCCAAAACAAAUUCGUUGUCUUCCAUGUAAUGAUGGUAAAGGUACCAUCAAUGUUGGUGCAGUGAGUGAACGAGAAUGUAUAAAAGCUUUCAACGUCGUCAAUGUGUCACACAACAAAGCACCACUAAAGGCAGAUUCUAACAAAACUCCCAUGGUUGUUGGUGGUAUUAGUUUCUUUAUUAUUCUCAGCCUUGUUGUCGUUGUUGCCGUUAUUCUUUAUAAACGAAAGAAAGCUUAUGGAGGAUUUUACAUUCUAACCAUGCCUCCGCUUACUGACUACAUCAAAAAGUUAGAUCCACACACACCGAUCACGAAGCAAACCAACAAGUUACCUUAUGAUACGGAAUGGGAGUUUCCAAGAAACAGACUAAAUUUCGCUCGAGAACUUGGCUCCGGUGCAUUUGGCAAAGUAUUUUUGGCGGAUGCAAUGGGAAUUGGUGCGUUUGAUCCUCGUGGUAGCACUAAAAGAAAAUCAACUAGACGUCGUUUUGGUGGAUCCGUUCGACGAAAUCAUUCCGUGAACAACAACAAAAUGGCAAAAGUUGCCGUAAAAACUCUUAAAGAGGACAGUGGCGAAACGGAAUACAAAGAUCUGUUAUCGGAGUUAAAAAUUCUCAUCCAUGUUGGCGAACACAAGAAUAUCGUAAACUUAUUGGGUGCAUGUACUGAAGGUCGAAAAAGUGAGCUCUGGGUGAUCAUAGAGUAUUGUUCAAAUGGAAAUCUGCUUCAAUUUUUGAGAAAUCGCCGUGAAAUCUAUGAAAUGGAAUGGAAAUGUGUUUCUAAAGAUCCAAAUAAUCAACUAACGAUGACGGACCUUGUUAUUGCUGCUUAUCAAGUUGCAAGAGGAAUGGAGUUUCUUGCUUCGAGACUAUGUAUUCACAGGGAUUUAGCAACCAGGAAUAUCUUAGUUACUGAUAACUACGUCAUCAAAAUCGCCGAUUUUGGUCUUGCCCGUGAUGCGGGCGAAGACAGUCAACAUAUUAAGACUUCCACCGGAUUACUACCAGUGAAAUGGAUGGCUAUUGAGGCAAUUAUUCAAAGACUCUUCACCGAAAAGAGCGAUGUUUGGUCAUUUGGUAUUGUAUUGUGGGAAUUGUUCACAUUAGGUGGCACACCUUAUCCUGGUGUUCCUCCAACUGAGGUUGCAGAUUUACUUGCACGCGGGCAUAGAAUGGAACCGCCUCAUGCAUGUCCUGAAGAAAUAUCGACACUUAUGAUGGAAUGUUGGCAUGCGGAUAAAGAUUGUAGGCCUACAUUUUCAGAACUUGUUAAAAUCCUCGACAAAAUUAUCGAACUUCAUACUUCAUCUGAGGGAGGUCAAGGGUACCUCGAGGUACAAGGUGAACUAAUGAACGACUAUUUAUCGCCAUCCGAGGUGAAGACUCCAGAAAUGGAUCCAUUUCAAUGCAAUUCUCCCUUACCACCAGUUCCAUCGCCGGCUGAUAACGAAAGUCUUGCGCAUUUACCAAGAGAUCAAAAUGCGACGAGGGAUAAAUUCCGUUUUGACAAAGGAUUUGGUAAUAAAGGAAGAAAGGAUAGCGAAAUUGAGAAAAUGCAUAAUGAUCGUAAACCGGAAAUGCCGAAGCAUUCAGAUGUAAAUUUUUUCCCUGAAAAUUCACCCAAUAAUCAUAAUGGUGGGAAAAUAAUUAUGAAAGAGAAGACAAUAGAUGAACACUUUACAGAAAAAGACCGCGACUCGUCGGAGGAGAAAGAACAUCAUCCGUAUUAUGCUAAUUUGCACAAGUCAUAUGUGUAAACUGGGGAAUGCAAAUUUGAAAAACAGUUCGUUAUUGCAAAGAAAGAGAAAAGCUACCAACAGAACUUUGCCAUCGUGUUUAUGUAAUAUUAUUUUUAAUGUGUUGUGUUUUCGAGCGCCAAAAAUAAGAAGUAUCAACUCAAAAUAUGCUAAGCAUUUAAAUUGUAAAUAUAUUCUCGGAAUUGGAACCAAUCUCCACAGUUCUA
Molecule: messenger RNA, 2286 nt
Organism: Xenia sp. Carnegie-2017
Lineage: Eukaryota; Metazoa; Cnidaria; Anthozoa; Malacalcyonacea; Xeniidae
Product: platelet-derived growth factor receptor alpha-like
Exons: 14
Coding region: 113-2080 (655 amino acids)
Biological process (GO): positive regulation of kinase activity; protein phosphorylation; cell surface receptor protein tyrosine kinase signaling pathway
Cellular component (GO): signaling receptor complex
Molecular function (GO): transmembrane receptor protein tyrosine kinase activity; ATP binding
Source: RefSeq, a predicted model, not a curated record